AUGGGCAUUGUCCUGGUGAUUUUCGGAUGCCCAUUGUCAGGUACUCGCUACUUCCUAUCCGUGACCAAGAAGGAAUAUAAUACUAGUGUUAUCCAUCGUCAGCUAUCCUUUUCCACCAAGAGACACCCGAUAAGCCUGUGCCUUCUCAUCGGAGGCUUAGCCUACACCAUUAUCUGGAGUAUCUACACCCUCUUCCUCUCGCCACUACGUAAAGUUUCCGGCCCAUGGUACGCCAGCCUCACGCGGCACUGGCUAACGCCGUACUCGGCGGUAGGCCAGCAGCAGACGGCGCUCGACAUGCUGCACCGUCGGUACGGCCCGAUCGUGCGCAUAGCGCCGACAACCGUCAGCUUCGCGCACGCCAGCGCAACCCCGGCGAUCUAUUCGCGCGCCAGCGGCCUCCCCAAGGACCCCGUCGUCUACGACCAGCUAAACGUCCUGCACCGGCGGCACUUGUUCGUGAUCCACGAUCCAGCCGCGGCCAAGGCGCGGCGGCGUCUGCUGGUUGGCGGGUUUGGUCCCGCGAGGCUGCGGGAGUUUGAUGGUGUUGUGGCGGAGAUGGUGGAGAGCGCGGUGGAGAGGAUUAGCGAACAGGCAGGGAAAGAGGGGAGCGCGGAUCUGCUGAAGUGGUUGUAUUUCAUGGCGGUCGAUGUCGUCUCCGCGUUUGGGUUUGGCGGCGCGAUUGGGAUGCUGGAGGGGGGCGAGGUGGGUGCGAUUUCCAGAGAGACGCCCAUUAUUAAGGACUACAAGGCGAUGACUCAGUACAUCGGUCUCCGCCUUGCCUUCCCCUGGCUGCUCUGGCUAGGAAGCCGCCUCCCAUUCGGCCCCGCGCAGCGGAUCCAGGCCACAUUCGACCGCGUGGAGGACUACGGCGCGGAGAAACUGCGGGAAUUCAGCGGAGAAGAGGGCCGGCUGAAGAAGAACACGAUGCUCGCGCGGAUCGUCGAGGAGCAGAAAAAGUCAAAGUCCGAUUCGAGGUAUCAUCUGGACAGGAAGGAUGUGGAGGCGGAGGCGGCGGCGAUGUUAUUUGGCGGCACCGACUCGGUGUCCAAUACGCUCGCAUACACGAUUUAUGCCAUACUCUCGCACCCAGAGGCCCACGCCAAGCUCCUGGAGGCCCUCGAGCCGCUGAAGGCCCAAGACACCAGCACGCUCCGCGACGAUGAUUUCAAGGAAAUCCCGUACCUCCAGCAUGUGCUCGACGAGUCGCUGCGCCUCUACGGAGCAGUCCAGGUUUUUCUCCACCGCACCGUUCCCGCGGGGGGCAGAAAGCUCGGCGGCGUGUUUCUACCGGAAGGAACCACGGUGGGCACGCAGGCGUGGAGCGUCCACAGAAACGACGAGUUCUUCCCCGAGGCGGAAAAGUUUAUCCCCGAGCGCUGGGAGCAGCCGACGGAACUCAUGAAGAAGAUGUUUAUGCCUUGGGGAGGCGGGUCGAGAAUCUGUAUUGGUCGGGGUUUGGCAAUGAUGGAGCUCCGGAGAACUACGGCGGUUUUCUUCCUCAAGCUGGGGAAUAGAGUCAAACUUGCACCCGGAACGAAUGCGGAGUCCAUGGAGGCCGAGGCGUAUUUUGUGAUGCGGCCGAAGGGAGGGAAGGUCGAGGUGGUCAUCACGGAGUAAUGGGCUGGAGUCAGUCAGGGUGAAUAUUGUGCUUUUGGAGUUGUG
This is a messenger RNA of Tricharina praecox, 1665 nucleotides long. Its product is annotated as cytochrome P450. The record is from RefSeq and is a predicted model, not a curated record. The coding region runs from base 1 to 1620 and encodes 539 amino acids. NCBI's taxonomy places the organism in Eukaryota, Fungi, Ascomycota, Pezizomycetes, Pezizales, Pyronemataceae. Gene Ontology annotation, molecular function: monooxygenase activity; heme binding; iron ion binding. The transcript has 8 exons.